AUGGCGGCGCUCAGCCCGGUUAGAUCGCUGACUGCUAUUUUAUUAUUUGUCACCGGCGGUCUGAUAAACCGCUCGGACGGCAGAGAGGUGGCGGAGGAGACCGUCAUCAUCGGCCUGCGUCUGGAAGACACUGACGACGUGUCAUUCAUGGAUAAAGGCUUAUUGCGCGUUAGCGAGAGAUCGCGGGUGAAGUUGCGGCUCUUCGGGCAGAACAUUAACAACGAGACGUGGUCCAAGAUCGCCUUCACGGAACAGGAGCGCAGCAGCGUGUCCGCAGUCGCAGACGGUCCAACUGCCUUCCAGCCUUGUGGCAUCCGUACGUCAGAUAUCAUCAUUCUUCCCAACGUGGAUGUGAGCCGAUCGACGUCCGGCGUCAUCGAGAUAGAAGUAAAACCUCUGCGGAAAACAGAGAAGAGCAAAGUGUACUACAUGUGCAUUGCCGCACCAGCACCUGCUCCAAGUGUUAUGAACGACGGAUGGGCUGAAAACAUCUGGAUUUACCACGAGGGGCAUGACACCAAAAUGCUCGUUGUGGAGGAAAGGAAGUUCUUGCUGCCUUUUUGGCUGCAGGUAAUAUUUAUUGCAAUGCUGUUGUGCUUGUCCGGUAUGUUCAGUGGACUGAAUUUAGGGCUCAUGGCACUCGACCCCAUGGAGCUCAGGAUAGUGCAGAACUGUGGCACAGAGAAGGAAAAAAAAUAUGCAAACAAGAUUGAACCUGUGAGGAGUCAAGGAAAUUAUCUGCUCUGCUCACUGCUUUUGGGGAACGUCCUCGUGAACACCACUUUAACUAUUUUGCUGGAUGAUAUUGCAGGCUCUGGUCUGAUCGCAGUGGUUGUAUCAACCAUUGGAAUUGUAAUAUUUGGAGAAAUUGUGCCACAGGCAAUAUGCUCAAGGCACGGGCUUGCUGUUGGUGCAAACACCCUGAUUUUAACCAAGUUCUUCAUGAUCCUUACUUUUCCUGCAUCAUAUCCUGUCAGUAAACUUUUAGACCAUGUUCUAGGACAGGAGAUUGGCACGGUGUACAAUAGAGAGAAGCUCCUUGAGAUGCUCAGGGUUACCGACCCAUACAAUGAUUUGGUCAAAGAGGAGCUGAACAUCAUCCAGGGUGCUCUGGAACUCAGGACUAAGACCGUAGAGGAUGUGAUGACACCUCUGCGUGACUGCUUUAUGAUUGCAGCUGAUGCGGUCCUUGAUUUUAACACCAUGUCCGAGAUCAUGGAGAGCGGGUACACGCGCAUCCCGGUGUUUGAGGGGGAGAGGUGCAACAUUGUGGACCUCCUCUUUGUCAAAGACCUGGCCUUCGUGGACCCAGAUGACUGCACUCCUCUGAAAACAAUUACAAAAUUCUACAGCCACCCUCUGCACUUUGUCUUCAAUGACACCAAGCUGGACGCAAUGCUAGAAGAGUUCAAGAAAGGGAAAUCCCACCUGGCUAUUGUGCAGAGAGUAAACAAUGAAGGAGAAGGAGACCCUUUUUAUGAGGUUUUGGGUAUUGUUACAUUAGAAGAUGUCAUUGAGGAGAUCAUUAAGUCUGAGAUUCUAGAUGAGACUGAUCUGUACACUGACAACAAGACAAAAAAGAAGAUAACUCAUCGGGAGAGGAAGCAGGAUUUCUCAGCUUUUAAGCCGACUGACAACGAGCUUGGGGUCAAAAUAUCACCACAGCUUCUACUCGCUACCCUCCGUUUCCUAGCAACUGAAGUAGAGCCAUUUGGCCCAGCUCAUAUGUCUGAGAAAAUCCUUCUGCGUUUACUCAAGCAUCCCAACGUAAUCCAGGAGUUGAAGUAUGAUGACAAGAAUAAGAAAAUGUUAGAGCACUAUCUCUUUCAGAGAAACAAGCCCGUUGAUUACUUCAUCCUCAUUCUGCAGGGGAAGGUAGAGGUUGAGGCUGGCAAGGAGGGAAUGAAGUUUAAAGCUGGACCCUUUUCCUACUAUGGAAUGAUGGCCUUAACAUCAUCACCAGUUCCACUCUCUUUGUCUCGAACCUUCGUUGUCAGCAGGGCAGAGUCUCUUGCGGGAUCUCCAGAGAAUAAGUCACCUCCCCGACCUUUUGGCCUGAACCAUUCGGACUCAGUGAACCGAAACGAGCGCAUGGAAGCCCUCACUCCCACUCUGGGCAGCAGCAACAACCAGCUCAAUGCCUUCUUGCAGAUCUAUAUGCCAGACUACUCUGUCCGAGCGGCUUCCGACCUGCUCUACAUUAAGGUUUCUCGGCAGCAGUAUCAGAACGCUGUCAUGGCAUCCCGCAUGGACAAGACACCUCAGUCUUCAGACAGUGAAUUCACCAAGAUUGAGCUUACUCUAACUGAACACCAGGAUGGACCAGGAGUCGAAUCAGCUUCAUUACUCAUCCAACAUCAGAACUCGACUAACUCACACAAACCCAACCACAUCACACACACUGAUGGAACUAUCUAAAGCAGACAGUAAAUGAGGUGAGAGGACUAAAAUAUUUUCAACAAGCGAAGUUUGGAAGCUUCCAUUGGGCAGCUUUACUGGGAUCAACUGAAUCCUGUGAUUUUUCUUUCUACACAUAUAGACUUUACAGGGGAUAUGAGGGCAUGGUGAAAUACCACAAACCACAGAAUGGGAUGUGCUCAAACAGUGAGCAGUGAAUGAACCUGGGAAUCUGCAGAUGUCACUUCCUCACCCACUCAGCCAUGCUCUAUUCAGGAUGCACUCACAUCCAGCAGCAGAGAAAGAGAUACUUGGAUGGCUGUGGCACUUUUCAUUGUCCUCUAAAUCUCCUAACCAUAUUUUAACCAAGAGAAGACAGUCCCUGCCACAUUGCUUCCUGUCAUCAAGGAUUUAUCGCAAUCUUCUACAAGAGAUGGCAAAUAAAACACAAAAAGCAGUGUUAAAUGCAGGGACAUGUUCAUGCAUGAGCUAACAGGAGUUAACGGGAGAUUCCUGAAGUGGACUUUAUUCAGCAUUGGUAUACAGUAUUUGAGAGGGUGUUAUUAAGAGGAGCAUCAAGAAUAAUUCAAGUCUAGUUUUGCAUUAAUUUAAGUUUUCUUACCUCAGAUUCAGCACGAAAGCUAUGAGCGCUCUGGAUUAGGUGUAAGCAGAGGAGAGUCUAGAUACCUUAGUAAUUUCGCAUUAUUUACAAAAAAGGAUAACCUUCUAGAAAGUUAAUUGUUUGCUUAACCUUUUUUUCGUUGUGACAAAGGCUGACCUGAUAAUUACUAAUCAUUCUCUGAAAUCAGGGAGAUUGAUCACAGUAUAUAAAGACCAAUGGUGCUGCAUAUCAGUCUAGAUUUUCCUGACAUACUGACCUACUUAGUGAUGCUUUCAGCAGUUUGAGCAACGAAGCCUAAAGGCAGAAUGCCAAUUUUUAAUAAUAUACAAGGAGCUAAAAUAAACCUUUCCAGAGUGUUUAGUCAUACUAGAUGGAGCGAAUGUGCUUGUGGCAGAUUAACAAUUGCCAGUCGUGAUUACAAAAAAGUUUAUACCCACAGAAUCUAUUGUCUUCAUGUCUGGGAAAGCCAAACCUUUUUCCACAGAAACAAUGAGCAGUUACCAAAGCAUCAAGUUUCUGAUAGUCAUCCAUGAAGAUAAAAUGCUAGACAGUGUUGGCCUUGAGUAAUAGCAAAAGAAGGGAUGUGGCAUUAAAUCAUGAUUAGCCCUCUAGGGAUGAGGAUGUGGGUAUUACAUAUCUUUGAGCUUAUAGCACUGAAGCAUUCAGCUCCAACAUGUCACAUUUAUGACAGAAGUUUGUCAGGCUAUAAACUGUGUGCAUGUAACACGUAUGCAGAUGUGCCAUGUAAAGUAUUUGCAGUACAAAGACAUUCAGUAUGUUUACAUGUGAGGAAUAUUUCCAUGAGAUACCUUACAGUAUCACAUUUUACAGUGAACAGAGCGAGAGUGUAUGUAUCUCACAUCGUAUCUUCAGUUUUUAUAUGUAACAAAUCUUGGACCAUAUUGUUAACCGUAACCUUCAGGCUUCUAAUGUCUUUAAUCAUGUGUUAAACUGUUUUAAAAAAUGUGAAUUCCUUUUUUUCUUCCUUCAGCUUAUACCUUUCUAGUAUUUCUAUGCUGAUUUGAAUGAUUUCACAAUUUCCAUGUACCACGUGACGUCAUGUUAACAAAGUAACAUGCUAAAAUGCAAUUAUGAGUUCAACAGUGUGCACAAGGUACCUUUCCACAGCUUGGGAAACAAAACUACACACAGGAACAUAUUUUAACGCAUGUUAUUUUCCUUGGUAUUAAAUUCAGUAUUUCAGUUCAUACACUGUAAAUGAUGAUUCAAUGUGGAGCGCUCUAUUUGAAUCAUCAUGGGUUAGAACCGUCGUCUCAAGCUUAUGUAUUUAUGUAACAAUCUGUCAGUGCAAUAGUGUAUCCAUUAUGCAGGGACAAUCAGCAGCAUAACAUCCACGGUCAAAUGCCCUUUUAACUGCUAGACGGUUGAGGACAGGGACUGUUGUGAUAACAAUGAGACCCAGAACAAGAUAUGAUGUUUCUGAGAUCACUGGGACAAUAUUUUUCUGAAUGAAAAUUGUUAACACUGAUCCAUAUGUCAUUUACAUAUUGCAUAAGCAUUAACAAUGCCAUGCACAUGAAACUACUCCAGAAUAUAAAAGGGAUGUUCUUAAUUUUUUUUCUCAGAGGAUAACGUUGUGUCUUAAAGACUGUAAAAUGGCCCACCGUAGACAGAACAGAAGAUUCCUUCAGUAAUGCAGUGCUCAGGCAUAUUGUUGGAAUCCACCGUAUAUUGCUGCUAUUCAGUGUUGAAUGUCUAUAGAGAUGCUGCAAAGGCAUUGAGAUAAGAGAGAUUUAUUAUAUACUUACAUACUACAAAACAAGAAAAUACCAUAUCGCUAUAUAAAGAAGUUGGAUGUUGCUAUUAUAAAAGAAUUGUUUUGACAAGAAUUUUGCUUAAUUGAUGCAUUUUUGUUUCUCGAAUACCUCUUUGAUUUUAACAAAUAACACACUGAAGACUGUGUAUUUUGUAGUACAGAGUAAAACUCCAUGUAUUCUGUGUCCUUUA
Messenger RNA from Tachysurus fulvidraco (yellow catfish), 4987 nucleotides. RefSeq names its product cyclin and CBS domain divalent metal cation transport mediator 2a (gene cnnm2a). The transcript is spliced from 8 exons. NCBI's taxonomy places the organism in Eukaryota, Metazoa, Chordata, Actinopteri, Siluriformes, Bagridae. Gene Ontology annotation, molecular function: magnesium ion transmembrane transporter activity. The record is from RefSeq and is a predicted model, not a curated record. The coding region runs from base 1 to 2418 and encodes 805 amino acids. Gene Ontology annotation, biological process: magnesium ion homeostasis; transport. Gene Ontology annotation, cellular component: plasma membrane.